AUGGAUCAUUCAAAUAUUCCUGUGUUUAAAAGACCUACUAAACUACCAACAAGAGAAGAAUUAGCGUUGAUUUUUAAUAAUAAACAACAAAAAACAUCUUCAAAUUCAACACCAAGAAUUCUUGAAUUUACUACCAAUAAUAAUAAUGAUAAUCAACAACAAGGAAGUAAUUCUAUUGAUGAAUAUCCACUGAAUGAAAGUGUUUUAAAUUCAGUACCCAAAAAUAUCAUUCCAAUUGUUCAUGAACCAAAUUUAGUUUCUGAUUUUUUUACCGAUUUAACUACAGAUUUAAGUGAUCCAAGAUUAUCUUAUCAGAUUAAUGGUAUACUUCGAAAAUUCCCUCCUCCUAUUCCACCUCCAAUUCCUCCUCCAACUACAAUCAAACGUAAAUCUAAACCUCUUACAACCAAAGAACAUCAACAGCAACAACAGCAACAAGACCAACAAGAAGUAGUUGCUGGUGAUGCAGUGAAUAAUAAUAAUAAUAAUGAUUAUUCUAACGAUUAUGAAGACGAGGAGGAUGAAGAUGACGAAGAUGAAUAUUAUGAUGAUGAAGAUGAUGGUAGAGGUAUAAUGAUUCCAUUUAUUUAUCCACCACCACCAGUUGUAAAUUAUGAUAAAUUACCAUUUUCACUAGCUUCAUUUAAAAAGAAAUAUGAGUCUUUGUAUAAUAUCAAUCAACCAAUUGCAAAUAAUGGUUCAUCCACAGGAAUAAAUCAACCACCUAAAAGAGGUAGAAAACCUAAAAAUGAUUCAAGAGGGGUAUCACCAUUUAUGAAAUCACCAAAUUAUGAUAAUGAAAAUUUAGUUUAUGUUCAAGCUUUACCAUUACCUUUCCCACCACCUAAUUAUAUGAAAUAUCCUUUAAAUUCAGAUAAAGCAAAUUUAUUACCUAAUAAAGUUUUCAAUGAAUUAUUGGAAGCUAAUGAAGAAUUGCCUAGAAUUGAUAUGGUUGUUGCUAGUGCUGCCGGAUCAUUAUUUGAAAUGAGACAACAAGCUGAUAAAGAAGGAUUUAAUAUUUUAGGUUUUGAACUUGAUAAAUUAAAUCAUAAGAAAAGACGUGCCACUAGUCGUGAUGAUGAUGAUGGUGAUAGUACAGAAGUUUCCGAAAAUGAAAUUCAAGGCUCUGAUGACGAAACUAUGAAAGGUGGUGAUACUGAUGAUGAAAUGAAUAAAAAAGUUAAGAAUGAAAUUAUUAGAAAUGUUAAUGAUGACGACUACGACGAGGAAGAUGUGGUAAAUGUGGAUGAUGAGGAAGAUGAGGAAGAUGGUGAAGAAGAAGAAGACGAUGAUGAGGAAGAAGAUGGAACACUUGAUGAUAAGAAAUAUUUCCUGAAGAUUGAUAUUAACAAUUAUUAUGAUUAUUAUCAAGGUAAAGAAGGAGUUACAAAUGUAUUCGAAAUUAAUAUGACUGAUCCAAAAUUCACUAAAGUGCAACGAAAGUUAAGUAAUAUCAAAAACAAACCAAUUAGUGAAACAUAUAAAAGAGAAGAAGAGAUUGAAGAUGUUUAUGCAUAUCCUUCUGAAGCAAUUAGUAAUCUUUAUCGAAUUGAUCGAGAUGAUUUUUUCACCAGUUCAUCAAAAGAAUUGGCUUAUGCAUCAGGCACCAAUAAAGAUAGACGUCGAUUAGGAUUAAGAAAAUCAGUUGAAACUAUGGAAGAAUUUGAAAAGAAGUAUCGUAAAGAAAUAUUUCAAAUUAAAAAAUAUCAAUUAUUGAAAAGAAUUGAUGAUUUAAAGAAUUCAAAGAUUGAAUUUAACAAAAAUUUGAUUUAUGAUCAAGAAUUGAAAAAUAUCAAUGAAGAAUUGGAAAAUCAAAGAGAUGUUGAAUUGAUUCAAUUGAAAAUAUUUGAAAAUUAUGAAUUAUUGAAAAAUUCAUUAAAUUUUUAUAAUAAUUCCAAUAAAAUUUAUAAAAUUAUCAAUUUAGUAUUAAUUAAUAAACUUGAAAAAUUGAGAAAUUUCUUUGAAUUUCAAAAAAAGAUGUUUCAAGAUUAUAUUAAAAAUAAAAAAGAUAUAUUUGAUUUGAAUUCAAAAGAAUCGAAUAAAUUAAUACUUGGAUUAUCAAAUAAAGAUUAUUCAGUUGAAAUUAAAGAAAUUUUCAAAAAUUUAAUUAUUCAAGAUUUAUCCAAUCAAGAACAAUCUGAAUUAUCAUCUACAAUUAUACCAGAAUUAAAAUUUGAUCGAGUUGAUAAUAAUAAACAAGUUUUAAUUCAUGAUUUUAUGCCAUUAAUAACACCUGAAGAAUUUAAUAUCAUUACUGGAGAUUUAUCACGUAAAUCAUUAUCAUCAUCUUCAUCCUCCUCCUCCAAAAAUAAAAAUUCAAGUCAUAAAAAUUCAUCAACUAAUAAUAAGAGAAUAAUUCAAAGUUCAAUUUAUGAAAAAUUAUUAACUUCAGGAUCAGAUACAAAUUUAAGUGAUAGUGGUACAGGAACAACAACCAAUAAUAAUAAUUCAACACCAGGACCAUUAUCAUCAUCUUCAAAUUUACCUAAACGAAGAACAGGAGGUAGAAGAACAGGUAAUAAUUCAGAUAAAAAUGGAUAUUCAAGUAGUGGUGGAUAUGGUAAUCAACAAGGAAGUAAUAAUGGAUCUAAUUCAAAUUUUAAAACAAAUGAUUUAUUUAAAGAAUUUGAUACUGUUUAUUCAGAAGCUAGUAUAUUAGCUAAAAUAAUGAAACAAUUUAAUGGUCCACAAAUGGCUAAACCUGAUGAAUUAAUUAAUGAUUUAGAAUUAAUGGGUAUUGAAACUAAAUGGCCAGUUCAUAAAUGA
Messenger RNA from Candida tropicalis MYA-3404, 2766 nucleotides. RefSeq names its product Fgr47p (gene FGR47). NCBI's taxonomy places the organism in Eukaryota, Fungi, Ascomycota, Pichiomycetes, Serinales, Debaryomycetaceae. Bases 1 to 2766 code for a protein of 921 amino acids. The transcript has a single exon. The record is from RefSeq and is a predicted model, not a curated record.